GGUCCAGGAAGUUCCCGGAAGACUCGUUUCACUUUCGCUGCCGCGUCCCGCUAGUUCUGCGCUGCGCCCACUUCCCGUCUUCCGGCCCUAGCCCGCGGACACGGCGGUCCCUUCCUGACCAUGGAGAUCCUCAAGAACAGGGUGGUGAACAAACAGGACAAGGUGACCCCGAUCGAGCUCGAACGGCUGAAGUUUUUCCCUGAAGGCCUGCGCGGAGGAGCCCGGAGACUUGGAGCUUGUGGCGAGCACAGCCUCCGUGCUCAUGAAGAUAGGCAAUGACAUAGAUGCGCGUCUUGAGUCUCAGCUCUACUUGCUGAGGUCCCUGCAAGAAGGUGGUGUAUUACAAAACAUCGUGUUGGACAUACUGUGUUGGUGUGGAUGGAUUCCUCGCAAUUAUCAGCAUCAGAUAUUGCAGAGAGGUAAAAAAGGUGGUCCAUUUUCCCUGAAAAUACUGAGCGUUUUGACAAUGACUUUGAAGAGACAGUAUGAAAAUGAUGGCCCUAAAAUGGAACGCUAUAACAUGGAACAAACUCGUAAGGCUUUUGUGAUGUGUGUGAAGACAGGCAGACCAGGGGCUGAGCAGGAUAUGAAGAGAAUGAGAAACUGGCUUAAAGCGUGCAAGUUUGAAUGUACAUCUUGCAUCAAUCCUGAUGAAAAGGGGUUAAUGGAGAAAUUACGAGAGUUUCGAGAUGGAAUAAAUAAAAGAAAAGAUGAUGUGAGCUGCUGCCUUGUUACUCUCAUGGCCCAUGGAGGAAAAGGCGUUAUAAAAACAGUACUGGAUGAAAGAAUCAACUUAUCAGACAUCUUUGAAAUGUUCAACAAUAAAAACUGUCCAGCACUUCAAAAGAAACCAAAAAUCUUUAUAAUCCAGGCUUGUAGAGGAGGUAAGUAGAAGGAAAAAGAACACCUCAGCAGUGGCAGGGAAUUCUUAGGCUUCACUGUAAGUAUUUUCUUCUUCUCUUUAGGAAAUCCUGACUCUGAUUUUCAUCCCAGAAAGAAUUUCCUUUCUCUACUGCUUCUCCUUAUCUUACAAGAAGAAAUACUCAUUAGCUGCCCCUUGACAUCCAUAAAGAUGCCAAAUUUUGUAUAUUUCCAGCCGGAAGGAUCCAUAAUGUUAGCAUCCUACAAGUUAGAGUAUCUUAGGUCCUUUUAAGCAAGUAGAUUCAAGAUCUUAUUAUUUAUAAAUCCAAGGUUUUGCGGUUUUUCCACUGUGAUAUUCCCUCUUCUACUUUUUUAUGGGUGUUUCCCUGUGGCCCUCUCUUCCUCACUCAUUUUGGGAUAAGUUUCUGUCAUUUCUCAGGGCCCAGUGAAAUGCAUUUGAAUAG
Phascolarctos cinereus (koala) is the source of this 1325-nucleotide messenger RNA. Lineage: Eukaryota; Metazoa; Chordata; Mammalia; Diprotodontia; Phascolarctidae. The record is from RefSeq and is a predicted model, not a curated record.